Molecule: messenger RNA, 1141 nt
Organism: Trichobilharzia szidati
Lineage: Eukaryota; Metazoa; Platyhelminthes; Trematoda; Strigeidida; Schistosomatidae
Source: the annotation of a GenBank genome assembly
UUGGAGGCAAACGUCAAAACGCUUCGACCUUUCUUUGGUCUAGGCAUUAUUGAACGUUACCAAAUUUGGUACGUUAACGAUCCAGAGAAGUUCCGAAUAACACUCGUCCAAAAAAACUUGCAGACACGGGGAAAGACGAAUUGCCAACAAAUACAGCGAAUAAUUCCAGGAGCUAUCAAAGACUGUCAAUUUCCAGGUCUGACUACACUGGACUUAACACUGUCCUUAGAAGGCCUUCAGCAACAAUGUGCAAUAACCAAGGUGAAAAAAAACAGAUUAGUGAUUCGAGAAUCUUCUCAAUGUCAAGUAUAUACUCAAUGGUGGUUGUUGUUUACUUCCCGUGAUCACGGCGAUACUUUGCGGAAUAUAUCAGAAUCGCAGAAUAAUCAAACCCCACACGAAGUGGAAUUCGCUGAACCCGCACGGCAAACAAUCUGCAGUACACAUCUGUAUAUUCAUCCACAUGUUGAUCAUGCCUACAAAUCCAAAUCACUAGCUAUACAGCGCCAACUAAUCGGGAUAUCUGUGAAAUAAUGAGAGUCUGCUGACAGUUGCAUUUCGAAUCUCAGUGACUAAUUUGAUGGUGAUAUUCUGCUCCUCCAAGCUUCACUCAUCAAUUUGAAAGGUUCAGUUCGCAGUCAUUCUGGUUCCUGACCGAAAUGAAUUAAAAGAUCCACCGAUUGCUGAUUCCUUAAUGCUUAUUUGCACGUUAAGCUGCACACUCACUUCUGUGGUGAGCCUGUUGCAGAAUACAUUGCUGAAAACAUUAUUGUCGAUGAACUAACUGGCGUUUUACAGGCCAUUUGUAUUCUUUUGUAAACAGACCACUGUACCGACCACAUGUGAGGCAGCCUUCGGUUGUUACGCGCGUUUUCGACAAACUCGAACAAUAAUGUUGCCUGGGAUUAUAUCAUGCGGUCGGAACACCUUAGAGGACAUAGCAGGAGAGUUCAAAAGCCAAGAAGAAAUCAUAUUGCUGUUGAGUGCUGGUUCUCACAUCGAGUCAUAAACUCUUGGAAUCGACUCCCAGACGAAGUAGUGUCUGCAACCUCAACUGAUUCGUUCAAGAAGGGUUUGGACAACCACAGAAAUUUGCUAGAAAAGGAUUAACAUAGGCUGUGCAAGCCUUCUAUCCUCAACC